AUGGAGAUCUCCGCAGCUACUCAAGUGCAGGAGGCCCAAGACUCUUUCCCUGGGGCCGCUGCUCACGAGGCAGAGUCGGGGCUUGCCCCUGCGGAAGGCACUGGGGGCUUUCCUUCCGGAGAAGCUUCGCGCAAGUUUCGGCGCUCGUUCAAGAGCUCCAAGUUUUUUCUUUCCUACGGGCCUUUUCUGGCAGUCACGCUGAGCAGCUUGGCACUCACUUACGCGCUCUUGAGCUGCUUUUUUUCAAUUCAAACGAGCCCCAAGGCGGGCGGGCUUGGCAGGUCGCUGGCAGGCGACCGGCGGCGGUCCUGUCACUGGGCUGUUGGCGCGGGAGAACGUGAAGACGGAGACAAUGGCGCGUGGGGAGGCCGUGAGGAAGAUGAGCGGGUGGAGAGUCCCCAGAGAGGGGAGGGCCCGGAGGAAAGGCCUCAGGCGGAGUCCGGGUAUGGGGAUUUGCCUCAAGGCGGCGCGGGACGGCAGAGAAGAGGGUCUUAUCCCGGGGAGGACUUGGAAGUUCCAGGCCCCAGCUCAAGUUCCUACAAUGAGGGGCCGUCGCAGCGCAUCUCGUGGCCUCAGAGGGAUUCAAGCAGCUCGUUUUCCAGUGCAGAUUCCCCCCAAAGCGGACUGCAGCGGGUGCCCAGCGCAGGAGAAAGUUCUGCACCCAAGGAGCCUCCCCGCCGCAAAAACGACUGGCUUCAUUUGAAGCACUUCGUCUCUUACGAAGGUUUGAAUCUGGAGGAGGCCGAAACCAUAAUGUUUGGCCGGCCGACCUACGGCAUUCAGGAACAACAGGAGUCGGAUGAGGAGAAGGGGCUGAGCCUGUGGAACGGGCGGAACAUGCCGAGCGCGGAAAGAGCGAAAGUCACGAGUUUAUUCAAGUGGAUGAGAGAGUCUUCGAGGCUGUGCAGGAGUCUGAUGAAUGUCUUGAGCACAGACAACAUGCUGCAGCUGACGUGGGCGGUGCUGAGGAUCCUGACGCUGGACGUGGCCACCCUGGCGCUCAUUCCCAGGGAUCUCGACGUGGCGAGGACCUGCACGGGCCAAGAAAUCAUGGAGAUGGCGGAUGCUGCGGUGGCGCGCGCGGAAAGCUGCAGAACCCACGGCUUUCUGGUGGGCCAGAUUCUGGCAGUGAAGCGCGUCCUGCGGCUGGCCUGUUUGCCGCGGCCGCCCACGGAAGACCUGACCAGCCGAAAGCGCAAGUACAAAACGCGGACGCUUCUCGCCACCAUGAAGGCCGUGGCGAACUACGUUUCUUACAUUUUGUUGGUGCUGGCCAAGUACGCCACCGUGGCUCCCCGAGAGCGCCUCGAACAGGUGGUGGCCCAGCAGGUCACCGUGCUCGAGGCUUUGUUACUAGAGCACACGAACUACGUGGCCCGCGACCGAAUUCUUCGCUACUGCAUCGUGGACGCUCAGAGACGCGAAGGCGCGUGGCACGUGAUCCCCUUCGAGCAGAUCUCCCAGUCUUUCGAGCCGCUUCCUUCAGACGGAGCUUUGAUUGCCAUGCUCAACAAUGCCGUGUGCAGGGCUGGGGGCCUCCCGAACUUGCCCGAAGUAACAGUGGGCCGUCUGGGCUUCAGCAGCGACCGCUUCCGGCCCGCUGCCUACAGUCAUGUGCUUUCGCGCCCCGCUGAGUACUACACACAGGCGAUCGUUGCGCAGCAGCAGCUGCAGCAGCAGCUGCAGCAGCAGCUGCAGCAGCAGCUGCCUUCCACCAUGCCCGUCUGCUCUGCCGUGCAAGAGGCCUCUGCUUCCCUGCAGGAGGGGCCGCCCCACGGUGCUCCGCCUCCUCCCAGUUCUCAUCCGGCUCUCCACCAGCACCUGCUGAAGCACCAUCAUAUCCAGCAGCUCCAGCAGCUCCAGCAGCUCCAGCACCAGAAGCAGCAGCUCCAGCAGCUCCAGCAGCUCCAGCAGCAACAGCAGCUCCAGCAGCAACAGCAGCAGAAGCAGCUGCAACAACAUCUGCAGCAGCUGCAGCAUCAGCAGGAGCAGCUCCAGCAGCUGCAGCAGAUGCAGCAAAUGCAGCAGAUGCAGCAGAUGCAGCAGAUGUUUCCGAGCCAGCAGCCCAAGCCACCGGUGCAGCGGCAUGUGGCGGACCUGCAGGGCCUGCAGGUCCAGCCAUCUUCGCAGCCGUUUCCACAAGUUGCAGCUUCACAGUCGCUUAUUCAUCUGCAGCAGCAGCUGCAGCGAGUUUCUCAGAAAAUGUUCCAGCAGCAGCAGCUGCAGCCGACCCUGCAGCAACCUUCCCUGCAGCAGCAGCAGCAGCCAACUCUCCAGCAACCGUCCCUGCAGCUGCAGCAGCCAACUCUCCAGCAACCGUCCCUGCAGCUGCAGCAGCCAACUCUCCAGCAACCUCCCCUGCAGCUGCAGCAGACAGCUUUGCAACAAUCUUCCGUGCAGCUGCAGCAGACAGCUUUGCAACAAUCUUCCGUGCAGCUGCAGCAGCCAACAAUGCAGCCAACUUCCGUGCAGCUGCAGCAGCCAACAAUGCAGCCAACUUCCGUGCAGCUGCAGCAGCCAACUAUGCAUCCACCUUCAAUGCAGCUGCAGCAGCCAACUGGGCAUCCAUCUUCCCUCCAACUGCAGCAUCCAACUCUGCAGCAAGCUGCCCUGCAGCAGCACCAGCAACGGGUAGCCGCGCAGCCCACUUUCCAGCAGCAACAGCAACAGCCGCCGCUUCCGCAACAUGCUGUCCUCCAAGAGCAGCAGAAGCAACAAACAACUCCGCAACAGUUUUUGCAGCAGCAGCAGCAGCAGCAAGAGCCAGUUAUCCAGCAGCUUUUGCAGCAGCAGCAACAACAACAGGCAGUUACGCAGCAGCUUUUGCAGCAGCAGCAGCAGCAGCAUCAACGGUCACUUAUGCAACAGCUUUUGCAGGAGCAGCAGCAGCAACACCCAGUUUCGCAGCUUUUGCAGCAGCACCAGCAGCUGUCUUCUGGGCAGCUUACACAUCAGCAACAGCAGCACCAGGGCGGAGUUCCGCGACAUCUGUUACAACAACUGCAGCAGCAAUUGGCUUCACAGGGGCAUUCCCGGCCGCUCGCAGUUUCGCAGCAGCAGCAGCAGCAACAACAGCCAGCUUUGCAGCACAUUUCCGAGGAGCAGCAGCGGUUGCCUGCUCAUCUUCUUCUCCAGCAGCUGCAGCAGCAAUCAGGUUCGCAACAGCCCCAGCGGCUGUGGCAGCCAGUUACGCAGCACCUUCCCCAACAGCAACAGCAGCCGCAGGAGCAGCAGCAGCCACCUCCGCAGCAAAUCCUCCAGCAGCAACUGUGGCAUACAGAUCCGCGUCACUUUCCCCAGCAGCAGCAGCAGGGAGCUUCGCAGCCCGUAGCCCAGAAGGCGCAGCUAGCAGCGCCGGACUACUUGCAAGAACCCCAGCAGCAAGUCUCGCUGCAGGCUUUGCCGCAGAAGCCGCCGUCAGUGAUCUCUUUGCAGGGCCUGCCCUCAACUGGCCUUCUGGCCCCCGCGGCCGGCGAGCCAACUCUCGCAGACCCGCCUGCAGCUGCCCAGCUGGGGACCCCAGCCGCAGCAGCACUGGGGGCCCCAGCCGCAGCAGCAAUGGGGGCCCCAGCCGCAGCAGCACUGGGGGCCCCAGCCGCAGCAGCAGCACUGGGGCCCGCAUCGGCACUGGGGCCCUCAAUGCUGCUGACGCCGGGCCGGCCGCCACGGCCAAGUCCCGCGGCUUCGGGCCCGCAAGUGCAGCUGCUGGAAGGCACUUCAGGCGUUGCUGGCCAAGUUCCCAUUGCCUACGGCCAGUUCGCCUCUUCGGAUCCUUCGGUGGCCCCAGUGGGCACUCGGGUCUCUGCAGAAGCUGGCCAGGGGCCUCCAGCUUUCCCCUUCGACGUGGAAGGCCAAUUCCCUGGCUUUCCAGGAAUUCAUUUCCCAAUAGGCGAGCCUGGAGUCAGGGCCUACGAGCUCUUUGAGGACGGCAGUGGACAGCCGCCGUGGCUGUUGCCCCCCCUGGGGUCUACGCGCCCGGCUGAGUGGCCCGGCCAGCACCACAAGCCCAAACGGCUUUAG
Eimeria necatrix is the source of this 4020-nucleotide messenger RNA. RefSeq lists its product as hypothetical. Bases 1 to 4020 code for a protein of 1339 amino acids. The record is from RefSeq and is a predicted model, not a curated record. The transcript has a single exon. Lineage: Eukaryota; Apicomplexa; Conoidasida; Eucoccidiorida; Eimeriidae.